GUUUACAUGAUCGUACCGCGUGGUACGUCGGGGCCCCUCCCCCUCGCCUCGCAGCGUGAUGGCGUCACUCCAACGUAAGCUGUCGGGCUGGAGAAUUCGCGGCGAUGGCGACGACGACGACUCGGAGCUGGAAGGGGAUGCCGUGAAGCUAGCGUCGGCUCGGAUAUGACUAAUGCUCGUUUGGUGGAGAUUCGCUUGCUGUUGUGUUACUGCAUGGGCUUCGGAUGACUGUUUCGCUUCGUACUCGACGUCGCUCCGUUCUCUGAUGUUCUUGUCUUACCUCAAGUUUCCAAACGGGAUCAUCCUUGAUUAGUGAUUGUUUGUGACUGAUCUCGAUCAGCAUCUGUUGUUGGGUGACCCACACUCCUUCCCGGGGGCCAUGGAGGAGGAGGGGCAGCAGAGUCUGGAGUGCAUCCAGGCCAAUCAGAUCUUCCCCAAGAAGUCCCCUGUGCUGGAAGAAGAAAACAUGCAGGUGCCCUUUCCUGAGCUUCAUGGAGAGUUCACAGAGUACGUGGGCAGAGCAGAAGAAGCCAUCAUUGCAAUGUCAAACUACCGCUUACACAUAAAGUUCAAAGAGUCUGUUGUUAAUGUCCCUCUGCAGCUGAUCGAGAGCGUGGAGUGUCGGGACAUGUUUCAGCUUCACGUCACCUGCAAAGACUGUAAAGUUGUCAGGGGUCAGUUCUCCACCUUUGAGCAGUGUCAGGAGUGGCUCAAACGCCUGAACGCAGUGGUGCACCCUCCCUCUCGCCUGGAGGAUCUCUUCUCCUUCGCGUUCCACGCUUGGUGCAUGGAGGUGUACGCCGGGGAGAAGGAGCAGCACGGGGAGCUGUGCAGACCAGGUGAACAUGUGACCUCCUGGUUCAAGAAUGAGGUGGAAAGGAUGGGCUUUGACACUCAGAAUGCCUGGAGGAUAUCAGACAUCAACAGCAAGUUCAGGCUGUGUCCCAGCUAUCCACAGCAGCUCCUGGUGCCCGCCUGGAUCACUGACAAGGAGCUAGAAAACGUGGCGGCCUUCCGAUCUUGGAAGAGGUUUCCUGCUGUAGUUUAUAGACAUUUGAGCACAGGAGCCGUUAUCGCCCGCUGCGGUCAGCCGGAGGUCAGCUGGUGGGGCUGGAGGAACGCUGACGAUGAGCAUCUAGUUCAGUCCAUUGCCAAGGCCUGCGCCGUGGACAGCAGCUCCCGGAAAAACCUUCCCAACGGCACCUACACCAACGGCUCCGACCUGCCUGACACAGACUUUGAAUCCUCCAUGACCAAAAGCUCCGAGGUAGAAACGUUAGCCAUCCAUCCCCACAAGCUGUUAAUCCUGGAUGCACGGUCUUAUGCUGCAGCCGUAGCUAACAGAGCGAAGGGGGGCGGCUGCGAAUGUCCCGAGUACUAUCCCAACUGUGAGGUGGUGUUCAUGGGAAUGGCCAACAUCCACUCCAUCCGCAAGAGUUUCCAGUCUCUGCGGUUCCUCUGCACUCAGAUGCCUGAUCCCGCCAACUGGCUGUCGGCUCUUGAGAGCACCAAGUGGCUGCAGCACCUGUCUCUGCUGCUGAAGGCAGCCCUGCUGGUUGUGAAUGCGGUGGACCGAGACCACAGGCCCGUCUUGGUCCAUUGUUCUGAUGGCUGGGACCGAACGCCCCAGAUCGUCGCUCUGUCCAAGCUGCUUCUGGAUCCUUAUUACCGCACCAUAGAGGGCUUUCAGGUUUUGGUGGAAACGGAGUGGCUGGAAUUUGGCCAUAAGUUUGCUGACCGCUGUGGCCACGGGGAGAACUCUGACGACGUGAAUGAGCGCUGCCCCGUCUUUCUGCAGUGGCUGGACUGUGUCCAUCAGCUGCAGAGGCAGUUCCCAUGCUCCUUUGAGUUCAACGAGGCCUUUCUGGUGAAGCUGGUGCAGCACACCUACUCCUGUUUGUUCGGCACCUUCCUGUGCAACAGCGGCAAAGAGCGGGAGGACCGCCACGUUCAGGAGAGGACCUGCUCCGUGUGGUCGCUGCUCCGACCAGCUAACCGCACACUGAGGAACAUGCUGUACUCCUCCCACUCUGAGACCGUUCUCCACCCUGUGUGUCACGUCCGUAACCUCAUGCUUUGGACUGCGGUCUACUUGCCCAGCUCCUCCCCCACUACCCCCACUGACGACUCCUGCGCCCCCUACCCCGUGCCUGGUGCCAACCCGGAGGAUGCGCCUCUGGGCAGGCGAACGAAAACUCGCUCUUUUGACAACCUGCCCAGCGCCUGCGAGCUGGGAAGCUCGCUGGCUCCCAAUCGGCGCUCCAGUGACCCGAACCUCAACGAGAAGUGGCAGGACCACCGGCGCUCUCUGGAGCUCAAUGUUGCAGCAGGACCUGAGGAGGGGGGGGACCAGAACCAGGAGGUCCGGCCGAAUGGACAAGGUCCACAUCCGGAGGGAGCGGACUCUGAACCGGACAACAGCCCGCAAUCCCAAGACUCUCAAGCUGCCGUCUGUCAGGAAGCCUCUGCGAACGAAGUAGGGGGGGACGGGAAGGAGGCGGAGCUCUCUGUGGCAGUGGGAGUGGCUGAGGGCCAAAUGGAGAAUAUUCUCCAGGAAGCCACAAAGGAGGAAAUGGGAGCAGAUGCUCCAAAAGAAGGAGGUGAUGCUGUGGCUGCUGCUGUGUCUGAUUUGAAGUUGGAGGAGAGGCUGGAGCAGGAGCAUCUGGAUACAGUGAUCCACAGACAGAUACUGGUAAAUGGUUACCAUCCUGAAGAUAAGGAUGAGGAAGAUGCUGACUCUGCUCUUCCAGCUCCUCAGGAGAAGGAAGCGGAUGAGCCGGAGGCCCUGAUGAAGCAGGAUCUCCAGAGCUCUUCCGAUCACGAUGAACUUGAAGAGAGGUGUUCAGGUGAGCCGGAGCAGCCGGACGCCCAAAGAGUGGUAGCCAACGGCUCUGUGGGCAGCUCAGCAGAAGACGCAAGCAUAGACGAUUCCUGUCCGGACCUUGAUCAAUGCGUCUCUAGGCAGGUUGAGACGUUGGACAAGAGAGCCUCGCUGAUGGAAAGCUCCACAGAGACUUUAACUGAAGAAGCCUGUGGUAGACAGGACCUUCCAGCACAAGGUCCUGAUAGUAUGAACCUCCAACCCUGCAGUGAUGACAGGAGCCCACCUCCCUGCUCCAGAAAAGAGCACGGCUUCAGCAGAACUUUAAAUGGGGGCGGUAAGCAAACCUCUGUCAGUGCCUUUCUGUCUGCAAGUGCUGACCUCAGCAGGAACGGCCUGAGUAAUGGCGACUGCUCUGAUGGAGACCCCAACGGGGCUCCUCACUCAGCCAAAGGAAGCGGGGAGCGGGCCCCUCUUAGUCGGCAGGUAUCUCAAGCAAGCUGCAACUCUCUGAUCCUCCACCCGCGGGGCAGCUGCUCUCAGCACCGCUGGUGCCACACCGUGCUGAGCCGGGCCACCACCAGCCCGGAGCAGCCGUCCCGCAGUCACCUGGACGACGACGGGCUCACCCUGCACACCGACGCCAUCCAGCAAAGACUGAGGCAGAUUGAAGCGGGUCACCAGAUGGAGGUGGAGACUCUGAAGAAGCAGGUGCAGGAGCUGUGGAGCCGCCUGGAGAAUCAGCAGCACGCCGGCUGCCACAGAAUCAACGGAGACGUAGGAGAUGAGCUGACCUCAAUGACAGACUCCGAGUACAACCUUGAUGCAAACUGCUUGUCGCGCUGCAGCACGGAGCUCUUCUCUGAGGCCAGCUGGGAGCAGGUGGACAAGCAGGACACUGAGGUCACGCGCUGGUACCCCGAUCAUUUGGCUGCCCAGUGUUACGGCUGUGAGAGCAGGUUCUGGCUCGCUACCAGGAAGCAUCAUUGUAGUGGCAGGGAGCCUGUCCAGGAGGUCUGGAACUGCGGUAACGUCUUCUGCGCCAGCUGCUGUGACCAGAAGAUCCCCGUGCCAAGCCAGCAGCUGUUCGAGCCCAGCCGAGUCUGCAAGACCUGCUACAGCAGCCUUCAUCUCAGCUCGCCCCCCCUGGACCUGGAGCUGGAGAAGCCCAUCACAGCCAGCUCCAACUAGCGGGGUGGAGGGCGGACUGUACCACCAGCUGCUGACACAGACACUUCUGAAGAUACACAGAAUGUCCCUUUUUAUUUUGUGUGCGUGCUGCAGGGAUGAAUCGGCGAAGUGUUGAAUGGUAGGUGUGCACAGGGAAGUGUGUGAAGGACGUUUCCACACGGGCUUUGUGUCGGGGACGGGAUCGCAAUCUGAGGAAAGACGAGCGAGAAUGGACACCCGGGCAGAGCAGAGCGGGCCGUCUCACUUCGCUCGCCCAAAGUCUCAGUGGUGCAAAUUCUGUCAAUUUACAUUUAUCGGAACCUUUCACAAAGUUAAAUUUUCAAGCCUCAGAAAUGAAUCUUGAAUAUCGUUGAUUAUACUUUUAUUCCAGACACUUUUCAAAAAUAUGCUUUUCACAAACUCCACCGCAGCUCCAUGCUGUGAGCAGCAGCUCCUUCAUGUCAGGUUUUUUUUUUAAAUGUUUUUUUUCCGGCUCGUCAUUAUUGAUUCCUGAAGUCCAGGCUUGUUUUGUGAUUCUUGACAGCAGUGAGCUGGUGAAACUCCUGCGUUAAAUCUUACAGCAGCUUCAGACAGAAGCCCGGGUGCCGCCCCGGCCGUGACCAGCUGACAGCUGCUGUUAUUGCUCGUCUGCAGAGCGUGAACUGAUGAGCUGUCAGUUUCUGCCGGACUGCAGAGGCGCUACAGUUACUUCCUUUAACCCUUCUAUCCGUUCUCCACGUUCAGCCUGGUAAUGAGUUUUAUUUCUUAUUUUUUACUCCUCUAGUUCAGGGGUCUCCAAACUACAGCCCUACGCCGCCAAAUUUGGCCCGCCCCCCCACACACUAUCAGAGACGCAUCAUUGUUUUAUUCCUCAUUCUGCUGAUCAAGACCCACAUAGAACGUGACUUUAUUCCACCCUUCUGCAGAGUGAACUAUGACAGGAGAGCGUAGAAUAUUUCUUGGUUUAAUAGUAUGAAUGCUGUAAAGCAUUCAUACUGAAGGUCAUUCACUUUUUAUUGAUUUCUUUAUUCUUUUUAUUUUUCUUCUGUACAUUUUUUGGACGUCCAUAGCUCUUCAGCUCUUUCAGGUAUU
Oryzias melastigma (Indian medaka) is the source of this 5083-nucleotide messenger RNA. It is a transcript of the gene mtmr3, whose product is annotated as myotubularin related protein 3. Bases 380 to 4012 code for a protein of 1210 amino acids. Lineage: Eukaryota; Metazoa; Chordata; Actinopteri; Beloniformes; Adrianichthyidae. The transcript has 21 exons. Gene Ontology annotation, molecular function: phosphatidylinositol-3,5-bisphosphate 3-phosphatase activity; metal ion binding; protein phosphatase binding. The record is from RefSeq and is a predicted model, not a curated record. Gene Ontology annotation, biological process: regulation of autophagy; dephosphorylation.